AUGACAGUUCCGCUGUCUCCGAUCCUGCGAUCCGCCGUCUGGGUGGUCGCAGCUCCUCUGGGUCUUUACUUCACAUUUUUGGCCCUCGGCGCAACACCAUUUUUUCAACGACAUUUUCUGUACGCGCACAAGAUAAACACACUAUGGUGGCGCGGCGUCAAUGAACCUGAGCGGUUUGGCUUUGCUAAGGGCCAAGUCACACCCUUCUCCCUCAACACCCCAGAUGGAGUGAACUUGUAUGCUUGGCAUGUCAUGCCCUUGCCAGCCUAUCUGAAGCAGGAAGAGAGAUUCUCAGCACAGAGGCCCGGCUUUUGCGAGGACUUCACCCAGACCGAGUCUUUCAAGGCGCUUAAGGAGGACCCUGAAGCCCGCAACGCCGGAGAUAUCGCGCAAAACCACCGUCCUGACAGUUACCAUGUCAUCACUGACACCUCUUCCUACCACGUGUUGGCAAUCGAUUAUCGCGGCUUCGGUCACUCCACAGGCACUCCCUCUGAAGACGGCCUUAUCCAAGAUGCGGCUACUCUGAUUGACUGGGUCAUUAAUGUUGCCGGCGUCUCCUCAGACCGUAUCGUCCUUCUCGGCCAGAGCCUGGGCACUGCCGUGACCAGCGGCGUCGCGGAGCUAUACGCCUCCCAGGGCAUCGAAUUCGGUGGAGUCAUUCUCGUCGCAGGCUUCAGUAACUUACCCAAGAUGCUCAGUGGCUACAAGAUCGGCGGACUCUUCCCCGUUCUGGGCCCUCUGAAGGUCUGGCCUGGAUUCUUGGGGUACAUGGAGACCUUCAUCUACGACAAGUGGCCGUCGGCUGACAGGCUUGAGAGCCUGGUGAAGCUGACCAAGCGAAGGCUACGCCUAACUCUGAUAUCUGCCAAGGACGACUCGGAUAUUCCCUGCGAGGAGAGCAGCAAGCUGUUUCGGGCUGCGGCUAAUGCCACUGUUGAUGGCGGGCUGAGCGACCAUGCCUUCGAGUCUUGGAAGGAGGUACGGACGAUUCACAAGGGCAAGAACGCAUUCGUCACGACAUGGCAUGCGGACCACAAUAUCAUUAUUCGACAAGAAAUGUUCCCAUACGGAGGACACAACGACAUCAUGGGAUAUGCACCCGUAAUCCUCGCAGUAAUGCGGUCUUUCGAUCUUGCAGGCACUGCGUAUGAUGCUGCUGGCUCUGACACCAGCAGCCGAACAUUCACAAACAUGCCUGCCGAGGAGUCUAAGCCCCUCGACCCUGCCGUCAAGCAGGCCGAGGACGCCGUCGCCGAGGCGGAGAACAAGGGCAAGGGCAAGGAGCCCGAGGUCGAGUCGGAGGAGGAGGAGGACGAUGCGCCCGAGGAGGCCGGCGCUCCUGCCUCCGGUGGCGCCAAGAAGAAGAAGAAGAAGUCCAAGAGAAAGAAGGUCAAGGAAGCUCUGACCGGCAAGCCCAGCGACCCCGAGCAGCAGAUCCGCGAUGCGAUCGGCGGGCUCACGCCCCAGCAGCUCACCGAGCUGCUGGCGCUGAACCCCGCCCUCGCGAACGAGAUUGGCGCCAGCGGCUCCGGCAACCAGUCGGCGGAGCAGACGGCCAAUGCGCUCAAGCAGCUUAACCUGCAGGACAUCAUGACCGGCCUGGCCUCGGCUGGCAAGAACGCGAAGGACAUGGCGAGCUACAAGUUCUGGGCCACGCAGCCCGUGCCCAAGUUCGGCGACGGCGACAAGAAGAUCGAGGAGGGCCCGAUUCGCGUCCAGAAGGUCGAGGACGUCCCCAAGGAGCCGGCGCCAAUGGUCAGCGGCUUUGAGUGGGUUACAAUGAACCUCGAGGACGAGGGCGAGAUGAAGGAGGUGUACGAGCUGCUGAACGGACACUACGUCGAGGACGACGAGGCCAUGUUCCGUUUCAACUACUCUCCUGCCAUGCUGCAAUGGGCCCUGAUGGCUCCUGGCUGGCGCAAGGAGUGGCACGUUGGUGUGCGCGCUUCUCAGUCUCGCAAGCUGGUCGCCUUUAUCUCAGCCAUCCCCGUUAACCUGCGCGUGCGCAAGAACGUCAUCACCUGCUCCGAGGUCAACUUCAUGGUUGUCCACAAGAAGCUUCGCGGCAAGCGUCUGGCGCCCGUCCUGAUUAAGGAGAUUACCCGCCGCAGCAACCUGCGCGAGAUCUGGCAGGGUCUGUACACUGGUGGUGUCGUUCUGCCCAAGCCCGUCAGCACCUGUCGCUACUUCCACCGCGCCAUCAACUGGCAGAAGCUGUACGAGGUCGGCUUCAGCCCGCUGCCUGCCAACAGCAAGCCCCAGUUCCAGAUCCGCAAGUAUGCGCUGCCCGACAACACGUCGACCAAGGGCCUGCGCGAGCUGCAGGAGAAGGACAUUGAGCAGGCGAGCGCCCUUCUGGACAAGUACCUCGCCCGCUUCGAUAUGGCGCCCCAGUUCUCCAAGGAGGAAUUCAAGCACUGGUUCCUGCAUGACAAGGAGAAGGGUGGCGAGCAGGUCAUCUGGACCUACGUUGUUGAGAAUAACGGCAAGAUAACCGACUUCUUCUCCUUUUACUGCCUCGAGUCUACGAUCAUCAACAGCACCAAGCACCAGGUCAUCCGCGCCGCCUACCUCUGGUACUAUGCCUCCGAGAUCGGCACUACCCAGCCUCUCGACAAGGAGGCACUCAAGCCGCGCCUGAACUCGCUCAUCGGCGACGCUCUCAUCCUGGCCAAGAAGCACAGGUUCGACGUCUUCAACGGCCUGUCCCUCCUCGACAACGGCCUCUUCCUGGAGCAGCAGAAGUUCGGACCCGGUGACGGCCAGCUGCACUACUACCUCUUCAACUACCUAGCGGCCCCCAUUGCUGGAGGCGUCGACAGACGUAACAAGCUGGACGAGGAGAACCUGAGCGGCAUUGGUUUGGUGAUGUUGUAA
Molecule: messenger RNA, 2880 nt
Organism: Colletotrichum gloeosporioides
Lineage: Eukaryota; Fungi; Ascomycota; Sordariomycetes; Glomerellales; Glomerellaceae
Product: Glycylpeptide N-tetradecanoyltransferase
Exons: 8
Coding region: 1-2880 (959 amino acids)
Biological process (GO): N-terminal peptidyl-glycine N-myristoylation
Cellular component (GO): cytoplasm
Molecular function (GO): glycylpeptide N-tetradecanoyltransferase activity
Source: RefSeq, a predicted model, not a curated record